AUGGCUAUGACAUUGAAAUCAAGGUCAUGGUUCUUCCAGCAACGUGAUGGUGAAGAUUGGGCACCAUUUUGCAAUCUAUGGAGCCAAACAAAUCUUCUUUGGAGGAAGAACUUUGAUUUGAUGAGGAAUGUUGGGUGUUUGGGAAAGGAGAGAAGUGAGAAGAAAAGGUUGUUUCUCAGGUGCUGUAGUAAUGGCAGCUGUGGAAAUGGGUGGAAUUCAAUGGCGGAAAAUGAGAAUUUUGUGAAGAUGAUGAGAGAAGCUGAGCCAUAUUUUCGGGCACAUAGAGGCAGCACAUUCGUCCUCGUAUUAUCUGCAGAAAUUGUUGACAGUCCUUUCUUGGGUUCCAUACUCGAGGGAGGUGGUCACCAUAGUGCUUUAUCGAAUGUCGCAGGCCCCGGUCAAGUGAAUCUUUGUGAUGUUUCUUUUUCUCCUCUAUUCUACCCUUAG
Messenger RNA from Ilex paraguariensis (yerba mate), 447 nucleotides. Lineage: Eukaryota; Viridiplantae; Streptophyta; Magnoliopsida; Aquifoliales; Aquifoliaceae. The record is from the annotation of a GenBank genome assembly.